AUGUCCUUGUUUGCGGAUGACUCUGAUCAGGCAAAGGCGUAUGCCGAAGUCCACAACAACGAUAGCGGUGAAACAUCUGACGAGCAUGUUGCUGGUGCAGCAGCUUUUGUGGUAUGA
Penicillium subrubescens is the source of this 117-nucleotide messenger RNA. RefSeq lists its product as uncharacterized. The record is from RefSeq and is a predicted model, not a curated record. The transcript is spliced from 2 exons. Lineage: Eukaryota; Fungi; Ascomycota; Eurotiomycetes; Eurotiales; Aspergillaceae. The coding region runs from base 1 to 117 and encodes 38 amino acids.